Effrenium voratum is the source of this 1721-nucleotide messenger RNA. The record is from the annotation of a GenBank genome assembly. NCBI's taxonomy places the organism in Eukaryota, Dinophyceae, Suessiales, Symbiodiniaceae.
AGCAUUGGCCCAAGAAAUGCAUGCCCAUGGCUUCCGCGCACGAAGUGGCAGAGGAUGCCCAUGCUCUGAUUCUGAACCAUUUUACUCAAUGGGAUGCAGAUAGCAGUGGAACCAUUGACAGGGACGAGCUUGCGUCCAUCAUGUACAAGGUUUCAUCAUCAAUGUCCCAAGGAGACAUCGACCGUCUCCUCUCAGCGAUUGACACGAACCGUGAUGGAAUUAUUGACUUCCGAGAGUUCGUAUCUUGGUUGACUGACAGGAGGGCAGACAGGACUAUUGGAAAGGAUGGCUGGAUCGAAAGAUUCGACAUUCACAGCUUGCUGAGGCCCAUGUUCAACGUGUUUGAUCGGAACAAUGAUGGUUUCAUUCGAAGGUCCGAGUUGGAAGAGUGCUCUCAGAUCCUGGGGAACUCUCUGAGCAUACAUCCUUUGGCCACCUCUGACUGCUUGGUUCUGGAUUGGAAGCAGUUGCCGGCCAAAGAUGUGGUGGACUUCAAGGAGUUUGUCGACUGGCAAGUGAAGCAUUUGCAGAAGUCUGGCAUUCCAAACAAUCAGCUGCCGAAGCUGAUGGAAGAGCUUUGCGAGUCCUUGCAGAUCAUUUUUGACAUCGACAAGCUCCACCAGGAAGGAGCCCCAAGCUCAAAGGUGCACGAGGCAUUAUCGCAGUCUGUGAAGAGGGUGGCAGAAACUACUCGCAGGAUAUACACAUCAAAGCUGGAGAAUAUGCAAGGACAGUCGGAGGUACCUUUUGACCUGCAGUUCUGGGUCAAUCCUCCGACAAUGAACGAUAUGCAUCGACUUGCCAGAGUUUGUGCCAAACGCUGCGGUAUCAGGCUGCUGAAUUACCAAGAGGAGGGUUCCAUAGAGCCUGCUGUGGACCGGGGGAGACGGCGCUCCAGCGCGUUGCCGACUUCCAGCUCUUCUCGGCCGGGUAGAAGGCCGAGCUUCCAGCCGCUGUCAUCGCGGCAGCGGAAGAUCAGUUUUCGGAGUGAGAUCCGCUUGGCGAUCGGACAAGUUGUGGCUUGCAUUCCAGACCUGGACUUGCCGACCGGCGCCCACAGGCCAUGGUUGGCGAAGAUCUCCCGUCAGCACCUGGACCCCGAAAGCAAAAGGAUGAUCGAUGAUGUGCUGAUCUAUUCUUUGGAUCGAGAGUCCAAUGAAUGGAUUGUCUAUGAGGACGUACGCCGUUUCGAAGAGAUUUGGAAGCUGCUGCCUUCUGCGCUUCAGCUCCUGGCCUUGCUCAAGGCGCAGGCCCUGAUGGGGGACCAGCUCAGCUGGUUCGGGGCGAAGACCGCCAUGGAAGCGGCAGAGCACCAGAACCUGCUGGACGCGGAGGCUGGCGAAAAGUAUGUGGAUCAUAUGGAGGCGAAAGCGGUGGAGCAUGUCAGAGACGUCUACACGGCGAGCGAGCUCGCGACAUUGGACAGCAUAGAGGAGGCAGCAAUUGAGUAUCUCGAGGAGCAGGUCAAGUUUUCGCCCAUCGAAAUUCUCGCUGUUUUGAGCGAGCUUAAUUUGGUUGAAGUGCCAGACGAAGUCUGGGGACAGCUUCUGGGUGAUGAAUAGUGAAACUGACGUGAUGUCUGCUUUUUUGCUGCUCUAAGGGGCCGCCCCUCAUAGAAUUUGAUUACUACCGUGAUCGGCGAAUGUCGAUGCAUUAAUUUGGCGCGCAUGUUCACAAAAUGUGAACCUUGCAAUUGCACACUUUAUUCGCGCGUGGGCCAG